Molecule: messenger RNA, 1591 nt
Organism: Spodoptera frugiperda (fall armyworm)
Lineage: Eukaryota; Metazoa; Arthropoda; Insecta; Lepidoptera; Noctuidae
Product: mitochondrial thiamine pyrophosphate carrier-like
Exons: 5
Coding region: 92-1063 (323 amino acids)
Biological process (GO): thiamine pyrophosphate transmembrane transport
Cellular component (GO): mitochondrial inner membrane
Molecular function (GO): thiamine transmembrane transporter activity
Source: RefSeq, a predicted model, not a curated record
UUGAAAUUGACAUGUAUACAAUGUAUCGCUGAAAUUAUGAACAUCAUUGUAAUCAAAAGAGACAAGAACUGCCCAUCAUGUUACACUUAAUAUGGUUGGGUAUGACAAAUAUGAUUCCAUGACGUCUCAAGAAAAGUUGAUAGCUGGAUGUCUAUCAGGAGUGAUGACAAAAUGUAUAACGCAGCCAAUGGACGUGAUCAAACUCAGGUCUCAAUUGCUCAGGAAACCGAAACAGAAAAACGUGACGUACAGAGUAGCGAGGAGGAUAUUUUGGGAGGAGGGCAUCACUGCCUUCUGGCACGGCCACCUAUUGGGGCAGGUCCAUUCGGUGUUAUCAGUAAGCAGUCAAUUCUUCGUGUAUGAGCUCACCACAAAAUGGUUCUCCGCAUUUGAUGUAUCAGAUACAAUAAAACCUGUCAGCAAUUUUAUAUGCGGCACCAUUGCUGGUUGCGUACAAACCACCCUGGUGAUACCUUUAGAAGUAAUUCGGGUGCGACAGAUGGUAGUCAAAGAUCAGUAUCGUAGUGUAUUUAAGGGAGCACAAGCAGUUUAUAGAUAUGGAGGAAUCACUGCUUUCUAUGAAGGUCUGAGUGCUUCAAUAUUGCAGAUGGGACCUCAAGCGGGGAUUUCGUUUGCAGUAUUUAGUUUCAUGCAGCCUCUUCUUCUUAGUCUGUUCGCUGUCUGCCCUCCCGAGGAAUGCAGUGGCAACAAGCAUAGACCUCAGAACAUUGUAAUGGCUAGUACUUUGGCUGCUUCCACCGCUGGCUUCAUCUCCAAGUCGGUCACAUAUCCAUUGGAUUUAGUUAAACGAAGAUUGCAGUUUUCUACUCACAAGCCAAACGAAAAAUACAAAACGCCGACUCAAGCUAAGCACUUGAUCAGAUGCAAUCAUAUAUUUAAAUGCCUCAAGUAUGCGUAUAAAAAAGAAGGUUUGAAAGGCCUCUUUAGGGGAUGGACAGUAACCGUUUACAAAGCCCAAAUGACCAGUAUAUUUGCGUUCACGUCAUACGAAAUAAUUUGUUUCACGUUCAGAGAGUUCAAAUCAAUAAGCGUAAAUAAAUAAGAAAUCUUGUGUUUUUAAUUUUUUAAGAGGCGGCCCGCUAUCCUCCUUGUUUAUCGGCUAUCGGAAAAACGGUCGUGUGUCAUUGUCAUAGCCUAAUUUUAUAGACUGUAAGAUCUUCUUGUACGGUCUUCAAUUCAUGAAAUAUGAUUUUAUUACAACUUACAUGAGACAUACUAAAUUAAUUAUUAUGUUCGACUAGUUUCAAGUCAGAAGCAGCGCGACAAUCGUCGCGUCGUGGGUCGCGGAACGCUGCUCAUGAAUAUGAGCCUCUAGCAUGGCUUAAAACUCGAUCAAACAAUUACGUGAAUAAGCCGAUAAUAUUAUAAUAAUUAAUGAAAUGUAGAAAAAAAAUAUGAAUAAUGAAAUAUGAUUUUUUAAAUUAAUGAUACAUAUUUUACGGCUUAGUCGCGUUUGUUUGACUAGAAACUCAACUGGUUUCAAACCAUACUAGAGGCUUAUAUUGAUGAGCAGCAUUCCGCGUCACAUGAUUUUACUAGGUUUCCGCCCAGCUUCGCACGUGCUUUAAGG